Molecule: messenger RNA, 720 nt
Organism: Danio aesculapii
Lineage: Eukaryota; Metazoa; Chordata; Actinopteri; Cypriniformes; Danionidae
Gene: hint2
Product: histidine triad nucleotide binding protein 2
Exons: 5
Coding region: 110-595 (161 amino acids)
Cellular component (GO): mitochondrion; cytoplasm
Molecular function (GO): hydrolase activity
Source: RefSeq, a predicted model, not a curated record
CCGGAUGUAAACAAAACUAAAUAGUUUUUGGCGUAGACAUUGGACUUUGGUACUACAUUAGAAGGGAAUUUCAACGGUCACGAACGCAGUUUGUCCUUAAAACAGUGCAAUGACAGCCUGCGGUGUUUUACUAACCCGGCAGCUUUUGCCUUUUGGACGUGGUUUAUGGCGCGUAUUAUCUGUCAAGAGCUGCUAUUCUACCACAAAGGACGAGGUUCGUUGGGCGCAAGAGGCCAGCAAGAAAUACAGAAAACUUGAACCAACUAUAUUUACGAAAAUAAUUGACAAAACUAUUCCAGCUGUAAUCAUUUAUGAAGACGACAAGUGUCUUGCCUUCAGAGAUGUAAAUCCACAGGCUCCUGUGCAUUUUUUAGUUAUUCCAAGGAUUCCCAUUCCCAGGAUAAGUGAAGCACAUGAUGAAGAUGCACUGAUCCUAGGCCAUCUGUUAGUGGUUGCCAAAAACAUUGCAAAGAAAGAAGGCCUGGCUGAAGGGUACAGAGUUGUCAUCAAUGAUGGAAAAAACGGUGCACAGUCUGUGUAUCACCUUCACAUUCAUGUCCUUGGAGGAAGGCAAAUGAAAUGGCCUCCAGGAUAGCUGGACCUGUAUAUUUUUGGACAAGACAUAUAUUACCAGUUCUAAGAAGGAACUUUGGUGAAUCUUAUUCAAAACAUGUAAUGUACUACUUUUUUGCUACAUUAAAGCUUGUUUAUUGAAUUUCA